Boleophthalmus pectinirostris (great blue-spotted mudskipper) is the source of this 4398-nucleotide messenger RNA. RefSeq names its product ubiquitin carboxyl-terminal hydrolase 43-like. Gene Ontology annotation, biological process: protein deubiquitination. Bases 445 to 3954 code for a protein of 1169 amino acids. NCBI's taxonomy places the organism in Eukaryota, Metazoa, Chordata, Actinopteri, Gobiiformes, Gobiidae. Gene Ontology annotation, molecular function: cysteine-type deubiquitinase activity. The record is from RefSeq and is a predicted model, not a curated record. The transcript has 16 exons.
CACCCCGGAGCACAGCGCUCUCCUCCGGGCUGGAUACCGGGGACAGUGAGCUGGUCCUGCGUGUGGACUGGGAGCCGGCUCUUUCACUCUUUUGACUCUUCCAAACCGACGCACGUACGCACACACAGCCGCAAACGCACGCACACACGCACACACACACACGCGUCACGCCGCUCGCUCUUGCGCGUCUGACAGCGGCUCCAGCGUGAUCCAGCGCUUUGGCCAAGAAGAAAGUGCACGCCAGGACGCGAUCGGAACGGAACAAUGCGCACCGCUGUUGUUGUUUACGUUUUUCAUCGCGAUGUCACCACUUCUACGCCGCUCCGCCGCUGUCCGGACCGGAUGACGCGUGCUGGCAUCCAAAAAGUCGCAAACUGGAUAUUUUGCGUGUAGCCUGAACGCGAUUUCGAAGCGUGCGAGGCUGUCAGCGGAAUCCACAACACCAUGGAUAAGCAAAACGAAGCGAGGAGCGAUCUGACGCCAACUAAAGACGACAAGCGUAAAGAUAAGAAGGCGAAACCGGGCAAGCUUUUCCGUAAGAAGCCGCUCAAAUCCGUGGGGAGUUUUGUGAACCGGUUUUUUAAGAGUUUGGGCACUUUGGGACACUUUACCGACGCGCAAGACGUUGAAGACGACGAUGGGGGAUUUGGGAACGGCGCGAAAUGCACUCUCAACGCGAGUCUUGCCAAAACGGACGCGCAGGUGCCGUGGGGAGCGAGAAAUACGCCGAGUACGUCUUCGUCGAUUUGCACGGGACGGGAAAAGCUGUUGUUUCAGUUCGGGGAUAAGACUCCCGGGGUGCUGGGGCUGAAAAACCACGGGAACACUUGUUUCAUGAACGCGGUGGUGCAGUGUUUGAGUAACACGGAUCUGCUGGCGGAGUACUUGGGCUUGGAGCGGUACAAGUUGGAUCUGACCCGGGUUAACGGGAUGGGGAGCGCGGAGACGCCGGCGAAGAAGGGGGAGGUGACGGAGCAGCUGGCCGCGCUGGUCCGGGCGCUGUGGACGCUGGAGUACACGCCGCAGUUGUCCGUGGAUUUUAAGACGAUCGUGUCCAAGUACGGAGCCCAGUUCAGAGGAAACGCUCAACACGACGCUCUGGAGUUUCUGCUCUGGCUCCUGGACCGAGUUCACGAAGAUGUGACGCUGGCAUCGCACAACAACAACAACAUCACAGCUCCUCCUCAGAUAUGUGAUGGCGAGAAGGAGCUCCCCGACCACUGCUCCGUCCACAUGUCCAAAGUCCAGCACAGUUUUGUCCAGGAGCACUUCCAGGCCCAGUACAAAUCCUCCCUGACGUGUCCGCACUGUCUCAAGCAGAGUAAUACUUUUGACCCGUUCCUGUGUAUUUCUCUGCCCAUUCCGCUGUGCCAGACCAGGUCUCUCUGUGUGGUCCUGGUGUUCAGCUCCAAAGGACAGAGGUACCUGCGGGUGGCGCUGUCCCUGCCUCUGUUCGGCUCUGUGGGGUGUCUGAGGAGGAUGGUGGCGGAUGAGGGCAACUUGUCUCCAGACCAGGUGAUCCUGACUGAGGUUUACUCCAGCGGGUUCCAGCGUUCCUUCUUCGACGAGGAGGACCUGUCGAGCAUCGCGGAGAACGACGUCAUCUACGCCUUCCAGGCCCCGCCCCUUUACAUCAGGGGCGGGUCCACUCGAAUCUCAGGGUACCACCACAGCCUGCCGUCCUCCCCGUACUGCUCGGGCUCUGGGGGUCAAAGGUUAACGGCGUCGGGGGCACUGUCCACAGAGUUCCUCCCUCAGACCGUCCCACUGAAGAUCCUCCUGCUGGUGUGUAACGCUGCGGGGGCGGGGCAGCAGGUGGUCAGGUUUGGACCUCCGUUCCUGAUGAGGGAGGAUCGGUCUAUUUCCUGGGACCAGCUGCAGCAGAGCAUCCUCAGCAAGCUCUACUACCUGAUGGUGAACGGAGCCCAGGCCCAGAACGCCAGAGUCCUGUUCAACAUCCGAGUGGUGGGAGGAUCCGCCUUCUACAGCUACUUGUCCCCUCAAGACGCCCGACCACUGUGCCACCCCGCCGUGGAGAGAGCUCUGAAGAUGUGUGGAUCAGGUGGACCUCCUCACGUGAAGCUCAUCGUGGAGUGGGAGCAUCGCAUUAAAGACUGUUUGUUUGGGAACAUCCAGGAGGAGGUGGUGAAGGAGGCAGACAGCGUCAGGGCCCAGCAGAACCAGAACCACAGCUGCACCCUGGACCAGUGCUUCCAACUCUACACUAAAGAGGAGCAGCUGGCCCCAGACGACGCGUGGAAGUGCCCUCACUGUAAGCAGCUGCAGCAGGGCACGGUCCAGAUGAGCCUGUGGACCCUGCCGGACAUCCUCAUCCUCCACCUCAAGCGCUUCAGGCAGGUGGGCGAGCGGAGGAACAAGCUCACCACGCUGGUACACUUCCCCCUGAGCGGACUGGACAUGACCCCGCACGUCGUCCCCCAGCACCCGUCCAAGCACCCGCCCAAGCACGCGGCGGCCCACCUCCAGCACCCGGUGACGCCGGGCUGGAAGCAGGGUGCCCGGAGGAGCCCCGGAUCAGCCCCGCCGGAGUUCCUCUACGACCUGUACGCGGUUUGUAACCACCACGGAGGCAUGCACGGAGGACACUACACGGCCUUUUGUCGGAACUCGGUGGACGGUCAGUGGUACAGCUUCGACGACAGCAGCGUGGAGAGCGUUCCGGAGGGGGAGGUGUGCACGCGCGGGGCCUACCUCCUGUUCUACCAGCGCAGGGACUCCAUACCGGUGUGGUCAGCCAGCUCCUCUCUCAGCGGUUCCACCAGCUCGUCGGCGUCGGAUCAUUGGCUGGUGCGGCUGACAGGGGGCAGCAGUGAGCGGGACAGCGUGGGGUCCGGAGGGGCGCUGUCCGCGGGGCCCCCGGGGAGCACAGCGGCGCCGGAGUCUCCCGAGCUGCCCGUGUUCGGAGAUGAACCGUACAAGUCAGAAGACACCAAUGGCUUUGACACCAAACCUUUCGUCCGCGGAACAAACGGCCGAAGCGUAAGUAUGCGCUCCCCCACUAAGCCCAAGGAUCCACUGAGCAGGGUCCUCCCUCUCCGCUGGUCUUUGGCGUCCAAGGACCGCCUCAAGCCCCGCCCCCUGACCCCGCCUCCACCUCCGCAGCCCGGCGAGCUCGUAGAGUACCUCGAAUCCGGACGGAGACCGCGAUGCACCCAAGAGCCCAUCGUGUCGCUGGUGGCCACCCCUCCUCUACGAACCGCCCACGGGAGAAUGCUGCAGUCCGGGCUCAGUUCUCCAAACGGGAGCAUUGUUAGCGCCACCAUGGAGUCCCCACGGAUCCCGGAAAGACAGAGGAGAACUUUUACCGAGAACACGUUGAGAUCUUCCAAAAGGUUAGACCAAGGAAGGACUUUGGACUUCGCGCUUCCAAAACAAGUUCUGUUCGACAACGCUUUCAGCCAGAGCGCCCCAGCGAGCCGCGAUUCGACUCUCCGACGGAACCGGAUCCAAAACGGCGCCUCUUCCAAGAUGCAAAAAGACCUGCUGCACAUGGUUCUCGAUCCUGAGGACAAGAGCGGCUUCAGCGUGCACGACAGAAACAGCCACGAGAACCUUUUGUCGUUUCUCAAACCCGGUUAUAGAAAGAAAGACGUUCCCGGGUCUCCAUUUCACAGCCGACUAAACGGUAAACCAGCUUCUACGGAUUUGUCCAAGCUGUCUUACUCCAACGGGAUGAUCUACACGGACGAUCGGAAGUCCAACGGCGUUCCGAACGGGAGGUUGGCCAACGGGAGGACGGCGCCGGACAGCGAACUGGCGCACGCCCACAGCUCCUCGAACCUGCUCUCGGGGUACGGGAGGUGCGCGUCGCUGCAGAGGAACGGAGGGACCAUAGGGGGCGCUCCGGCUCAACGCUCCACGCUCACGGACAAGCCCGGAUACAGCACGCUCCAGUGGGCCAGAUACGGCAGCACGCCCUUGGUGCCCACGUGAGCCAUGGGAGAAGCCCGGGGGCGGGAAAAGUGGCUGGACCCAAGUGAAGAGCUCCCCCUACAGGCCCACUGCGGAACGUCCCACCCACGUGUCUUAUGUUUUAUCUAUGCAGGCCUCCGUACACGACGACAGACUCUGCCGUUUUACCGUCUCCCGUGGGCGGCUUACGGACUGUUGACGCGGUGAUGUUUCUGCAAAUGGUGGAAAUUGGAAGAUAACAGUUUGUGUUUUAUGCCUAGAAGUAUUUAUUUAUUAAUAUGCAAGAAGAAUACAAUAAGGUUAUAUUUAGAUUGAACACAGACAUGGGUCUAAAUCACUUACAUUAGUUUGUUUUGCAGUACGAGCAGUGUUGGGGAGUAACAGAUUACAUGUACUGGAGUUAUGUAAUCAGAGUACAAAUAAUGAGUAACUGUAUUCAGUUACAGUUACUGUUUCAAUGAGUGG